AUGAAUGGGAGAAGUGUUUGGCGCGAAGAGGAUGCGGAGACAAGCUUGUCUCACCCUCCAAAGCGACAAAAGACUUUCCACCAUGACAGUUCAUCCAACUCACGGCACGAUCAUUACACCAUCGCCUGGAUCUGCGCGCUGCACAUAGAGAUGGCAGCAGCUCGGGCCAUGCUGGAUGAGGUUCAUGAAGCCCUACCCAGGCAUGCAGACGAUAACAACACCUACGUACUGGGGAGCAUCAAGCGGCACAAUAUCGUCAUUGCGUGCUUGCCAGCAGACCAGUAUGGAAUAAAUAACGCGGCGAACGUCAUGACAAAUAUAAAGCGAACCUUCUCCGCUAUCCGCGUGGGCUUGAUGGUCGGGAUUGGUGGUGGCGUGCCGAGCAAGGUUGAUGUGCGCUUAGGUGACGUUGUCAUCGGAACAAGGGUGAUGCAGUAUGAUCUUGGGAAAGUCAUUGGAGAUGGACAGUUCCAGCGAACAGCAAUCCCUAGAAUUCCUCACCACUUGCUUGGGACAGCCGUGUCCGCGCUCCGCUCAAAACACGAGCUGGACCCCAGUCGAGUCCCAUCCAUCCUCCGGCUGAAGCUGGAAGGACACCCUGAGUACAGCCGCCCGAGCUCCCCUGAUCGACUCUUCCACGCGACGUAUGAUCAUGAAUCUACAACGGCCAGCUGUGACGGAUGUGACCAGUCAAAGCUGGUUCCACGAAGCAGACGAAAGUCGAAUGAUAUAAUGAUUCAUUACGGCGCGAUCGCCUCAGGGAACCAAGUCAUGAGAAGCGGCACGACCCGGGACAACGUUGCGCGACAACUGGAUGUCAUAUGUUUCGAAAUGGAGGCUGCUGGUCUGAUGGACAUUCUCCCCUGUCUCCCAAUUCGGGGAAUAUGCGACUACUCAGAUUCUCACAAGAGCAAGGAAUGGCAGAGGUAUGCUGCAGCAACCGCGGCCGCAUAUGCCAGGGAAUUGCUCGAGGAGCUACCCAUGGCCGAAGCAGAUGCAAGAGUUACCUGCAUGCCCAAUCCUCAUCAAUGUUCAUUGCACGAACGCCGGCAGCGCUUACUAGAUUCCCUCAGGUUCGAGCAAAUCAAUUCUCGUAAAUCAAGCAUCAGAACCGCCCUCGCCAAAACAUGUCGAUGGUUUCUCAGCCACCCUGACUACCAAGCAUGGCUUGAUCCCGGAAAACUAACGCAACACCAUGGCUUUUUGUGGAUCAGUGGCAAGCCUGGCGCGGGCAAGUCAACAAUCAUGAAGUUCGCAUACUCAAGCAUGAAGAGCAAAUCCCGCUACAAGCCUGCUAUCACUGCUUCCUUUUUCUUCAACGCUCGAGGGGAAUAUCUGGAAAAGUCGAUCUUAGGGAUGUACCGAUCACUGCUGCUCCAGCUGCUUGAAGGGUACCCUGAUCUCCAGGCAGUUUUAGACGACCCCGACGUUAUUUCCUUUAGUCAGAAUGGGUGCCCUUCCUUGAAUGUUCUCAAGGAUCUCUUUCGCAGCGCAGUUUCUGCCCUCGGUCAACGCUCAUUUACCUGCUUCAUCGAUGCUCUUGAUGAGUGUGACGAACAGCAAGUUAUGGACAUGGUCCAAUACUUUGAAGAGCUGGCAGAACAAUCCACAAAUCAAGGUGUCCUGCUCCGAAUCUGUUUCUCCAGUAGACAUUAUCCCUACAUAGUCAUUCAACGGGGAAUCCGACUUACACUGGAGGAUCAGUCAGGUCAUGGUGAAGACUUGGCAACCUACGUCGAAAGAUGCCUCCGAAUCGACGACCCUGCGCUUCUCGAAGAGCUGCGACCUCAGCUUCUCAGGAAAGCUGCUGGUGUUUUCAUGUGGAUUGUCCUAGUCAUUGAUAUUCUGAACAACGAAUAUCAACAUAAUCCACUGGCUUUGAGAAAGAGACUCGCGGAAACACCGAGUGAUUUAAGCGAACUGUUCAAGGACAUCCUUAGGCGUGACAAUAAGAAUAUGGAGGGUUUCUUGCUUUGCAUUCUCUGGAUUCUCUUUGCAAAGCGGCCUUUGCAACCGAAGGAGUUCUACCAUGCUCUCUGGUCUGGUUUGUCACUGGAAGAUCUGGCUGAUGCGCAAAUCCCAGAUGUCACCGUCCCAGAUGCCUCUGACAGCCUUAACAGAUUUAACAGAUGUGUUAUCAGCUCCUCAAAAGGUCUUGCUGAGAUCACAAAAUCUAAGCAGCCGACAGUUCAAUUCAUCCAUGAAUCCGUCCGAGACUUUCUCGUCAAAGAAAGAGGUCUGCGUGAAUUGUGGCCUGAUCUUGGAUUUAAUUGGGAGAGCUCAAGCCAUGAGAAACUCAAACAAUGUUGCGACUCAUACAUGAAUCAUCCCUUAGUGCGUGCGUCUGUUAGUAAGCUGCUGUCAGGGGCCAAACCCAACCCACGGACAGGAAUCUUAAGGGAGUACCCAUUUUUGGAGUAUGCCAGUCAGCAUGUUCUCUAUCAUGCUAAUGCUGCGGCGGAAGCAGUUCCUCAGGAUGAGUUUCUAUCUCAUUUUCCCAUGUCCAACUGGAUCAAUGUCAACCAUCUUUUUGAAAAGUUCAAGGUUCGAGAAUACAGCCCGUAUGCGAGUCUCUUCUAUAUCCUCGCAGACAAAGGAUUCUCGGAGCUCAUCCGCACAAGGUUCAAAAAGGAUCCGCAUAUUCAUGUUUUCGGAGAGAGAUACGGGUACCCGCUGUUUGCCGCUUUAGCCAACGGUAACAAAGACGUCGUUGCUGCACUUCUGAACUCGCCUUCAAGUGCGCGCAAUGGAGUUGAUAUUACAGAGGGUCUGAACUACAGGAAAGACUUGAAACAAUACGCAGAUCAAACACCACUAUCCUGGGCUGCGCAGGAAGGUCGGAUAAGCAUUGUCAAGCUGCUUCUCCAGACAGAGACGACCGUUGAUGACGUGGAUGAGAUGUGCCGAACACCACUGUCACGCGCCUCAGAGAAUGGCCAUGAGGCGGUAGCAAAGCUGCUUAUUGACAAGGGAGCAGAUGUUAAUGCUAGUGAUAAUGGUGGAUGCACUCCACUGUCAUACACCUCAUGGAAGGGCCAUGAGGUAAUAGCAAAGCUGCUUAUCAAUAAGGGAGCAGAUGUCAAUGCCAGGGACAAUUGGGGAUGCACUCCACUAUCACAGGCCUCAGCGAAGGGCUAUGAGGCAGUAGCAAAGCUGCUUAUUGAUAAGGGAGCAGAUGUCAAUGCCAGGAACAAUUGGGGAGGGACUCCACUAUUAGGCGCCUCAGACAAGGGCUAUGAGGCAGUAGCAAAGCUGCUUAUUGAUAAGGGAGCAGAUAUGGUUGCCGCAUUUCACAUUGACGCAUUGGUCUUGUGUUGUUGUAAGGAAAUGCUGCCAAUUGAUGAGUUAAAGCGAUUUGUGUCUUCGGAUGCAGAAGAGCAUAUUCGUCAGGUGAUACAACGACAAGAUGACGAAGACCGUCGGAAGAUCCUGGAUUGGCUUACGCCAAUCGACUACGGUCCUCAGCAGAGCCACUAUUUCAAUCACCGGCAACCGGGAACUUGCCAAUGGCUUCUAUACCCUACCGGGUACCAGGCUUGGCUGAAGGCAAGUAAGCGGACGCUAUUUUCUCCAGGCAUUCCUGGAGCUGGAAAGACGGUUAUGGCAGCUACCGUCAUCGACGACCUAAGCGCACGAGUGUCGGAGAUUUUCCAACUUCAAGCUCAGUGCGACGCUAGUCUGAUUGCUACUUCAAGGUUUAUUCCUGAGAUUGUAGAGACUUUCAAAGGGAGCACAUCAUGA
Messenger RNA from Aspergillus thermomutatus, 3741 nucleotides. RefSeq lists its product as uncharacterized. Bases 1 to 3741 code for a protein of 1246 amino acids. Gene Ontology annotation, molecular function: protein binding; catalytic activity. The transcript has 4 exons. The record is from RefSeq and is a predicted model, not a curated record. Lineage: Eukaryota; Fungi; Ascomycota; Eurotiomycetes; Eurotiales; Aspergillaceae. Gene Ontology annotation, biological process: nucleoside metabolic process.